AAUUGAUUCAAGUCAAGGUAGCAAGAUAGCAGACGACCGUGCCUUGUUCACCUGUAAUCUCUACUAUAUCCACGAGAUCUGCCCAUAGAGAGCCUGUAUGAUUUGUGACCGGAGUGGAAUUACUCUCGGAUAGAACCACUACAUAUACAAUUGCUUCCUACCCUUACAAAGGGUAAACACCAAGUAGACAGUAGACAAUGAAGGAAAAGGAAAAAUCUGGACACGGCGACCACUCUAAGAGAGGCCAGGACGGUCACCAGAAAGAUGACCAUGCUAAAGGUGGACAGGACGGAAGCCCGUCUGUUCAUCACAGAGUCAGAAAGGAUAGUCAUCACAAGCCAGGUCAUGAUGGAGGUCACCAUAAAGGUCAUCACCACGGCGACAAAAGCAGUCCAACGACGUCAUCACAUCCUAUACGUCCAAGGGCGGGAACUCUGGUUCACCGCGAUACGGCCCAUUCUAUCGUAUCUGGAAAGAGUGCUCACAACGCAGACAAGCGUAGUGUUGCCACCUCAGACGAAAUUCAGCCUAUGAUGGGAGUCAAACUUGAAAACACAUACAAACUGCAACCUGACUUCAUGUUUUAUGAGACACCAGUCAAAAAGAUUAUUUCUGACGUUAUACAGUCCCAAAUGACCAUGAAAACAUACGAUCCUGCGUCUAUGAGUAAACUGUGUGUUCUGGCAAGUGACAUGAUAAAAGAGAAAGUUAAACAACAAAUGACACUCCCGCGAUACAAGAUUGUCAGUUCCGUACUUGUGGGGGAGAGAGGGGAACGUGAUGCAAGUAUGUUAGUAUCUUCCAGGUGUCUCUGGGAUCAGCGGUACGACAAUCACGUGUCUGUUACGGUACAUAAAUCUGGGUACUACGUCAUAGGAAUGGUGUUCGCUGUUUAUGCAGAAUGACGUGACGUCAUAAAUAGGCUAGUAAUACAAUUACUGUUAAGUGCCAAAACUUUCUGGGUAUUAUUUCAUCCAUUAUGUGCUAAACAAAAAAAGUGCUGUAUCAUAUUGCUUUGUAUUUAAUUUAGUUAUGAAUAAAUGUGUUUUGUUUUCUGUCGUUGCGUUUGAUUUACACAGGUAUAUAUAUUAUUAUAAACGGCAGAUCAAUGCUUUCUUGCUUUUCUGUUGGUCGUUCUCUUAGUGGAAAUCCUGUAUUUUCUCUCAUAAAGGAUAACGUAAAUGAAACAAAAUGUUCUAAGAUUGUUCGAGUAGUAUUCAUUCUGACCUUGAAAUAAUUUUUCAUCAAUUUUUCUUAAUUUUUUUAAUCCGUUGGGCAGUGUCUAUUCUGUAUAACAUUAACUUUUCGUUGUUUUUAAUCUGUUGGGCAGUGUGUAUUCUGCAUACCAUUAACUUUUCGUUGUUUUUAAUCUGUUGGGCAGUGUCUUUUCUGUAUAACAUUAACUUUUCGUUGUUGACGUGGUUGCUGUAGGUGUUGAUUACUUAUUAUUAUUGAUUCUAACACGAAUCGUUUGCAACGCGUCUUUUGAUUGGUUACGGACCAUGUUCUAAUCUGCGAUAGAACCAUGAUCUAUCGUGUUAAGCCACGCCCCGUUUCUAA
This is a messenger RNA of Pecten maximus, 1560 nucleotides long. Its product is annotated as tctex1 domain-containing protein 1-like. Gene Ontology annotation, biological process: microtubule-based movement. Lineage: Eukaryota; Metazoa; Mollusca; Bivalvia; Pectinida; Pectinidae. Bases 198 to 905 code for a protein of 235 amino acids. The record is from RefSeq and is a predicted model, not a curated record. Gene Ontology annotation, cellular component: cytoplasm; cytoplasmic dynein complex. Gene Ontology annotation, molecular function: dynein intermediate chain binding. The transcript is spliced from 2 exons.